This is a messenger RNA of Myotis myotis, 435 nucleotides long. Its product is annotated as transmembrane protein 230-like. The transcript has a single exon. The coding region runs from base 1 to 435 and encodes 144 amino acids. Lineage: Eukaryota; Metazoa; Chordata; Mammalia; Chiroptera; Vespertilionidae. The record is from RefSeq and is a predicted model, not a curated record. Gene Ontology annotation, biological process: synaptic vesicle transport. Gene Ontology annotation, cellular component: endomembrane system; synaptic vesicle.
AUGGUGCCCGCUCGCACCAACGUGCCUGCUGGGAUCCCCAGGAGCAAAGUGAAAUACUCAAUGCUCUCCAGCACUGACGAUGGACACAUGAACCCUCAGGACACUUUACCCGCCGAAGAUGGCUGUAAACCCCAAAGAUGUCCCGGAGUGGCGAGAUCGCACUUACUAAAGUGUCAGGAAAGCCCCGCUAAGGUUCCCUACAAGGCCAUUGCCUGCUUCGCCCUGCAGUUUUUGAUCGGCGCUGUUCUCCUGAUCACCGGCUGCCUCCUGCUGGCGGGCUACCUCAGCGAAGCAGGACCCAGCCGGGCCAUUGCCAUUCUCAUCGUGGGCAUCCUGGUGUUGCUGCCCGGGUUUUACCACCUGCUCAUCGCUUGCAAAGCCCACAGAGGCUGCCCUGGCUACUCCUACCAAGACCUUCCGGACUGUGGCGACUAG